AUGAGAUCUAGUGUCUACUUGGCCGUCCUGGCCGCCGUGAGCGGUGCGACGGCGUUUUGGCGCAUGGAAUGCCACAGCCGUCUUGGUAUUGCCCGCAUCGAUCCUCUGAUCUCGCCUGGCGAGGUUGCACAGCACGCGCAUUCCAUUCACGGGUCCUCGGGAUUCAGCGAGAGCGCUACCUACCAGAACCUGAUAGAUGCAGACUGCACUUCUUGUGCCGUCACGCAGGACAAGUCUGUCUAUUGGCACCCCUCGCUCUACUUCCAGCACGCCAAUAGAACCUACGAGUCUGUCGAGCAGGUUGGUGGCAUGUUGGCCUACUACUUCUUGUACGGCGACGAUGGUAGCAAGAAUCCCAGCAUCACGGCGUUUCGGAGCGACUUCCAAAUGAUCGCCGGCAACAGCCUCCGCCGCAGCUACUCGAUUGCAGGAUACAGCGCCUUUAACGUAGACCCCGAGAAGUCUUUCUGGUCCAAGCUCGGUCAGACAUCGCAAGCCGACCUCGCCCAACGAGCCCUUGGCUUCAACUGCCUCAACUACGAUAAGCAACCCGAGGGAUCGCUGUAUCGUCAUGUCCUGCCUGACAAGUUCUAUCUCGACGCCAACUGCGCCGACGGAGUGCGGUUCGAAAUCAUGUUUCCUUCGUGCUGGAAUGGCAAGGAUCUCGAUACAGAAGAUCACAAGUCGCACGUUGCGUACCCGGAUCUCGUUAUGAACGGAGCUUGCCCUCAAGGAUUCGACGUCAAGCUGCCCGGUCUCUUUUACGAAACCAUUUGGGCUAUAAACGCAUUCAAUAACGUCGAUGGCCGAUUUGUGAUUGCGAACGGCGAUGUUCACGGUUUUGGCUACCACGCAGACUUCAUGAACGGCUGGAACCCGGACUUCCUUCAAAAAGCUGUCGAAACUUGUACUAACGCUUCUGGCAAGAUCCAGGACUGCCCAAUAUUUGAUAUCCAGAGCCUUGAAGACCAGCAGAAGUGCAGUCUGAAAGUGCCCAACGCACUCGUUAGCGAAAAGAUUGUGGGUCUUGUCGGCAACUCUCUCCCCGAAGACGUUGCUAUCCAGUAUGAGCCAGACUCGGCUAUGGUUAAGAACCCGGCACUACCAACCACCACUCAGGAGCUACCAUUGGUGGGAUACUCGGAGGGUGCUCAAGCUACCGGGACCGCAUAUCAGCCUGGACAAAUAUUCAAGCAGUCAUCUUCAGCCGCCGUCCCAUCUCCAUCCGUUUCCUUGUCUAAGGUUACCGCCGCACUUGCACAGGCCACUACUCCUCCAACCCCAACCGAAGCUACUGCCCCGGCUGCUGUGGAUGGUUCCAAGUACGAGGUUGUUAAGACCGAUUACAUUACUGUCAGUGAUGUGGUGAGUAUGAUCAUUGUGAAGGAGGCGAUCGACUAUGUCACCAUCACAACCACCACGGCGACCGCCACUGGGUUGGCGAAAGCACGUCGCGAGGUUUACAUGCACGGGCACCUUGGUCGACACAGGCACAAUGGGCACCGCUACAUAUUCUAAUAGAGUUUGGUUGAGACGUCGUCUUGCUUCUGUCUAUAGCUGGGCUCUCUUUACCUCUCUAUGGCGUGCAAUGCAAGCUUCUUUUUCCACCUUUCCCUGCAUCUUGUAGUGGCCUUUUAUCUGCCUUCUUUUUUCUUUUUUCCAUCACGGAUCUGAACGAGAUUCAUAUCACAAUGGAUAUCACAGAACUCCAUGUGAGAGAUUUUGGGGGCACAAGGUUUGGAGGAUAUUGCCGUUCAGGAUCUGUGAGAAGGCC
Molecule: messenger RNA, 1774 nt
Organism: Lasiosphaeria miniovina
Lineage: Eukaryota; Fungi; Ascomycota; Sordariomycetes; Sordariales; Lasiosphaeriaceae
Exons: 4
Coding region: 1-1518 (505 amino acids)
Source: RefSeq, a predicted model, not a curated record